AUGACCAUACCAAAGCCUGAGCCGAGAAAGGUCCUCGCGCCUGCAUCAACCUUUCUCAUGAUCCCUAAAGCGACCAAAUCCUUCCCAACCCCACCCAAGAUGUCAGACACUAUGCCAGCUUCCAACCUCUCAGACUCCAGGCCGUAUGCAGACUACACCGAGAGCGGCACCAUUGUAGUAAUCAGCCAACCCGCGGGACAAUCGUGCGCAGUUGUCGGGGGUAUCAUGGCAGCGCGCAUGCAGCAUCUAGGUGCAGAGGGAAUUGUAGUCGACGGUCGGGUGCGAGACAUUACGGCUCUUAAUCAGACGCAGCUUCCCGUCUGGUCCAAAGCGACAUCUGUCAUUGGCGCAGGGGCUGAGACCAAGUUUCAUGCAUACAAUGUGCCGGUAAGGAUUGGCGAGACGGUGGUUGAAGCAGGCGACAUCAUAAUGAUAGACCCAUUUGAGAAUGGUGUGGUCGCGGUGCCUCAGGGCAAGGUGGAGGAACUACUCGAGUUGCUGCCUAGGCUGGUCGAGGCGGACGAGAAGGUGGUUGCGGAUGUCGGAAGCGGCCUGAGUGUGGAAGAGGCAUUCAGAAGGCACAGGAACUAG
This is a messenger RNA of Alternaria postmessia, 591 nucleotides long. RefSeq lists its product as uncharacterized. The coding region runs from base 1 to 591 and encodes 196 amino acids. NCBI's taxonomy places the organism in Eukaryota, Fungi, Ascomycota, Dothideomycetes, Pleosporales, Pleosporaceae. The transcript is spliced from 2 exons. The record is from RefSeq and is a predicted model, not a curated record.